UGACUGCUCCGACACCACUGAAUUUCCGGGAUUUCCCUGGGCACUUGGGACACGCUCUGAAGGGUCUUCCUUCCUUCCCAGUCCAGCCCGCGGCAUAUCAGUUCCUCGAAUUCUUCCAGCAAGCGAUACACUCGACUGUCAGUUUCGAGAAUGAUAUCAUAUCACUCUAGUGCAGUACAGCUACAUAUUUCAGAACAGGGUGUCACUCACCAGAUGUCAUUCGUCGAGCACAGACUUGAAGAGCCGAACUCACAACGCCGUUGUUGACGGUCAUCUCAUUCGAACUGCCGAUGGACUGCCAAGGCAGCGCGUUAGUGACCGAAGCGGCACGAAGGAGAGUAAUUAAUCUUCCGGUUCCGGAGAAGUAGCCAUCAUAGUCAGCAUCAGACCUGCGACGAGCCAGUCUUCCAGUUUUACAGGCAGCUGUUUUUUUUUUACCCGCUGAAUACCCGCUAUUGUCGGACUCGCUGUAAAUAAACGCCGCCCAGGAAUAGGCUCGGCCAUGGCGUCGACGUUUCAAGCUCCGCCAGCCUUCCAUCCAUCGAGACCCCCCAGCAACAGACAUUCGUUCCACACCACCGAUAAUGCGAUGUUCUCUCGACCAUCAGAACCCGACCUUUCCGCUUCCGCAGCAUGUCGUGACAUUUCAUGCUCCGCCACGCAUCCCGGCGGGCUUCCCGGCGGGUAUUCCGCCGCCGGGCCCGCUCUGGACCGCCGGCCGAGCCGCAGCCGUCUGCUCGCUGACGUGGAAAUGGCGGCGCUGGAGGGCAAACUGGCUCUGCUGGAGUCGCAGCGGCAGCUGAGCGCAGUGAAGUGCAAAAUGUUUGUCGAUAUGAUGGAAUCUACCAUGGAAUCUACUAUGGAUAUGGAAUCUAACAUGGGAUCUGCCAUCGAGUCUACUCUGGAGGGGGACUCUGUUUUUUCUAGGAACAACAGCGGUUUGGGACGACCAAAAGUAGCAGGCGCGAAGCAGCACAUGGCAUGUGAUAGAAUACGCGGCGUGAACACGUCGGGGGUUACCAGUCGCAACAGCAACAGCAGCAGCGGCGCCGGCACCGGCGGCGGAGGCGAAAGCAGUGGUGACGAGCGGGGGCCGGCGCACGGACGGGUGAGAGGAGCAGGCGCGGCGCACUACGUGGACCAUCGGCGGAGGUCCGUCGACGUGGCUUCGAUAUCUUCCGCAUCGGCGCGCUGCGCGUCGUGGCGGGAGGACAUGGUUUUCUACAGCCCCUCGGGCAAUCCGUCCCGGACCCUGUCGCGCACUCUCUCCCGCCGCCGCAGCGGCUCCUUCCGCCCCGCGGCUUCCCCCGCGGCGUCCCCGCUCGCUCCGGAUGCCGCCAUUGUCGCUGCCGGCACUGGUACUGGUGUUCGUGCUGGCGCGCCGGCGAUCAAGACGUUGUCGACUUUUGAUGAGGCGCCUCAAUACUCGCCACGUGGCGGGGCUCGGCGCGCAGCAUUAGCAGCAGCGGCAGGGCGGAGAUCGUUUCAAACGAUCCGGGAGCUGCGGUACGAAGAGCAGUACGAGCAGCAUCUCGGCGCAGAACGCGCCGAGUCUGGCGGGAUUCGUUGGGCCCCGAGUCAACAACGGUACGAACACACCCAGCGGAGUCAACCGAGUCUAUUAAGUCAACGGAGUCAACGGCUGUCGAAGAGGGAUCUCGUUUCGGCGUCGGACGAGUGCGAUUGGCUCGCAAAUCCGCCGUUGCCGUCUCGCGCAUCGACCGAACCCUUAUCCAACGGCUCCAAACGCGCCACGUCAUCAUCGGCCUUCAUCGUGCCGUCCGUCUUCUCUUCGUCCAACUCUAUCGCCACCACCUGCCCUAUCUUCGACUCCUCCCUCGAGACUUGCUCGUCCCGCUCAUCGUCCUCCCCCUCCUCCUCCUCCGCCUCCCCCUCCAGCCCCAACUCUUCCGCCCGCCUCCACUCCCCCUGGGUCAACGCCGAGCGGCCCUUCGAACGGCUUGCGCAGACGACCGCUGCAUCUUCUCCUGCAGAAUCGUUUUUCCCUGCUGACGAGAGUUGUGAGCCACCUGCCACUCCGUCCGCCUCCUGCGCGUCACCGUCCGAAAAUGGAAAGUGCGCCAAGGAAGGAAAGAGCAAGUCGCGGGGAGGCUCUUGGCGCCGGUGCGCGCAACCGAAAUCAAUGGAGCGGGCGGAGAAAGCGGGAGAGGCGCAGGGGAAGGCGGGGGGCGCAGCGCAAGAGGGCAAGACAUCGGCGCACCGGGACAGGCGACGAUUGAGUCUGGGAGGGUUCGCGAGCAGCCUGCUGGGCGAUUUGCGGUACAAAUAGACUUGUUCCAAUUUGAUCUGUUCCAAUACCGAAGCAGCUUCAAAGAGCACCAAACCAGCCCUGCACCGGGGCAGUGUACACUGGACCUCACUACACUUCCGCCUUCGAUUCGCCAGCCUGUACACUGCAGUUUGCACCAGAAUAUUGUACAAGGCCUGUACACCGGAUUUUUUUGCGCAGCAGCUGUUGCACAAGCAGCUUCCUGGGACUACGGACCUUUGAGCUUUGGGGAGAACGGUAGCUGAACGUACACCUGGCAGCAGCAGAUGCAGCAAGAGGAGCAAACGCAUCACCCUCUGCAAUUUUUGCCACCUAGUGGCUAUUCCACAGCAAUAAGAGGGAGCUCCCUGAAAUUAAACCCGAUGAAGCUUUCUCAAGUUCUUGCUCAACUAUGUGGCAUGCUAGUGUGACCUUUUAGUUAUCCAACUUGUUGGGCUGAUAAAAGCCCUUGGGAUCUUUUCCAGAGACUAAGUCCCAGCUGUAGAGACUUGAGACCUUGAGUAGUGCAGCGGAAGUUUGAGACAGUUGAACCCUUGUACUAGUAUGUGAGAACAACCCUUGGGAUCUUUUCCAGAGACUAAGUCCCAGCUGUAGAGACUUGAGACCUUGAGUAGUGCAGCGGAAGUUUGAGACAGUUGAACCCUUGUACUAGUAUGUGAGAACAAGUGAUUG
Closterium sp. NIES-67 is the source of this 2962-nucleotide messenger RNA. The record is from the annotation of a GenBank genome assembly. NCBI's taxonomy places the organism in Eukaryota, Viridiplantae, Streptophyta, Zygnematophyceae, Desmidiales, Closteriaceae.